CCAUGGUAUCCUUUGAAAAUUCUUGUUUAUUUCGCAUAUUUUGCAUAGGAGUACAAUAACGAAGGACACUUGUUGAUAGUAGUCGAUAUCACCCAUACCCGAUCGGGUGGUUGGAUAGCAAAACCAAACGCCUAGUUAAUACAUAUAUAGAGAGGGAUCUGAGUGAAAAUCAUGCACUUCAUGUUUUGAAAAAAAAAAUCGGUUUCUGUUUCGAACGUAGCGUUCAAUUCUAUUUUAGUGAAAAGGGGUUCCAUACAUAUGCGAUAAAACACAUUCAUAGUAUUUCUACAUUUGGUUUACUACUGAAAUAUUUGCGUUAUCCUUUUCCAGUGAUAGUAUACAAUAUCUAGAAAAAGUACCAUUCAUGACAAAUCGAUUAUCAAGUGUUUGUUUCCAUGACUCUGUAUCACCAAAGGUGUAUCGUUUCAACAGCUACGGUUUGGUGUUGGAAUGGAAAGUCAAUAAGAUAUACAUACCCUUUCUCACUUGCUCUCAUAUAAGUAUUCCAUAGCACCUUCUAGAUUUAUUCCAUUGAUGCAGAAGUCAGUAACUUCUCAACACAAUUCCUAUUAGGAAGUUUUCCAUUUAGAAGAUUUAUCAGUCGAAAAGUGUGUCAUCAGUGAAACGCAUUAAUAUUGUUAAGGUCAAGAAACGGCCAAACUUUUCAUAUCGUGUCAGAAUGAGUAAAACAGCAGUGGGAAUUUUGGGCGGUGACGAUGAGCUCCUACAGAGCUUCGUCCGCGUGGGACUCCAAUCUGAAGGGGACGACGGUCAGCAGAUACAAAGUCUUAUUUCAGCUGGAGGCAGUGGCAGUGGUGGUGGUAGUGGUAGUUCCGGUACACCUGGUACUACCGAGUCCCAUCGGAUGAGCCACCCGAAAAUCGAGACACAUUUAGUGCGACAGCACUCUGACCAUAUGUCGGAUUUUAGUGAUAAAAAUGCUACCCGAAAGUACAGAAAUCUAUUUAACGAACCUAUAGAUCUGAAAAAACGCCGGUACUUCGACGAGGUAUACACGGAUAAGGAUCGUGCAGCUGCUGUUAGCAUCGGAAGCUAUGACAUAAAACAGAAUCUCCUCAACAAACGUCGUGCUGAGAGACAUGAAGCUUUGCAGUUACCAGAACAGGCGGAUCCAGGUGCUAUACUGGCACUUGGAAUGCGUGAGAUUAAAAACAGAAACCUGGACAAUGCCGUUCAUUUUCUUUCCAAGGCUUUGGAUAUGAACAACAAUGACCAAAGUGCGUUGGUAGCUAGAAGCAAAUGCUACCUUCAGCUUGGUGAACCUGCUAAAGCUCUACAAGAUGCAGAAACAGCAUUACUUUUGGAUAAAACUAAUAUAAGAGCUAUUUAUCAGAAAGCCGAAGCCUUGUAUUAUUUGGGUCAAUUCGAGCAUAGCUUGAUGUUUUUUCAUCGUGGAUUGAGAUUACGUCCUGAACUUGCAAGUUUUCGAUUAGGCGUUCAAAAGACACAGGAAGCAAUUGAAAACACCAUUGGGAGUAAUACUAAAAACAUACCACAGAAAAAAAUGCCCAAAGUAGACAAGCCGAAAACUGCAAAGAAAGCUCCACUUACGAGAGAAGAGAUGGACAAAAGAGCCGCUCGGCGUUUACUAGGUGAUCUCUACGUUGAUAAGGAAUACUUGGAAAAUCUUCUCAAACAUCCGGAUCUUAAAAAAGCUGAUACUAAUACCGAAGGAGUUUCUGAAUUUGUCAAAGAUGCAAUUAAUUUUCUAAACAACAGACAAGAGUUCUGGCGUCAACAGAAACCUUGCACUAGUUUGAAUGCCAAGAAAAUAGAUGGACAUAACGGUGGAUUACCGAGAUGGUGAGAAUCUAAUAUUGAAUCCAACUUAAUUGAGGAACGAUCAUGUUUCUUAGUACCAGAAUAAAGUUUAUUUACUAAUGCACGCAGUAAAACAAAGAAUUUAUUAGCUUUUAACUAUAAUUCAGAAAAAUCAAUAAUUCAAAUUUUCCAGAAGCUUGUAGGAUGCAUUUAGAAAUGUUGAAUACAUUGAAUAAUUUACUAAA
Messenger RNA from Malaya genurostris, 2027 nucleotides. RefSeq names its product outer dynein arm-docking complex subunit 4. The coding region runs from base 680 to 1828 and encodes 382 amino acids. Lineage: Eukaryota; Metazoa; Arthropoda; Insecta; Diptera; Culicidae. Gene Ontology annotation, molecular function: protein binding. The record is from RefSeq and is a predicted model, not a curated record. The transcript is spliced from 6 exons. Gene Ontology annotation, cellular component: cytoplasm.